UCCUCUUCCUUUUGUGAGGCUAUCGUACUGUAUUUAUUUUUCUCAUUAAGAAAUUUUUAACAAAGAGAAAAUGAGCCGGGAAGGUGGAGAAUGGAUGUGUGGGUCAUGCCGAAAUAUAAAUUUCAAGAAGCGUGACAACUGCAAUAGGUGUCAAUGCCCAAAGUUUUCUAGCGAAGGACAACUUCAAGCGUAUGCUAUGCCAAGAUCAAACGACAUCUUGCCCGGUGACUGGUACUGCAACAUCAUCAAUUGUGGAGCUCAUAACUAUGCAAGCCGGAUUAACUGUUACAAAUGCGGUGGAAUGAGGGAUGAUGGAUAUUGUAGCUACUCUUUUGAUUGCAAUAGCCUCCCUGGAUGGAAAACCGGUGAUUGGAUGUGUGCAAGGUUUGGGUGUAGUGCACACAAUUAUGCUCAUAGAAUUGAUUGCUUCAAAUGUCAAACUCCAAGACAAUCAAUUUCAGGUUGAGGAAUAUUGUCAGACAUUUUCAAACAUGAAGAUCAUGAAGAAGCAACUUAUAUUAUGAAGCUGUUAUUUUGAUGUUUCUCUUUUUUGACUUACAUUCCAAUUUACUAUCUACCUGUUAAGCUCGAUCAUUCCUAGGUUUUGUUACCCAAGACUUAAGAAAUAUGUAUCU
Impatiens glandulifera is the source of this 635-nucleotide messenger RNA. RefSeq names its product RNA-binding protein involved in heterochromatin assembly dri1-like. The record is from RefSeq and is a predicted model, not a curated record. NCBI's taxonomy places the organism in Eukaryota, Viridiplantae, Streptophyta, Magnoliopsida, Ericales, Balsaminaceae. The coding region runs from base 71 to 466 and encodes 131 amino acids. Gene Ontology annotation, cellular component: cytoplasm. The transcript is spliced from 3 exons. Gene Ontology annotation, molecular function: mRNA binding.